Aspergillus versicolor CBS 583.65 is the source of this 1746-nucleotide messenger RNA. RefSeq lists its product as uncharacterized. Lineage: Eukaryota; Fungi; Ascomycota; Eurotiomycetes; Eurotiales; Aspergillaceae. The transcript has 2 exons. Gene Ontology annotation, cellular component: cytoplasm. Gene Ontology annotation, biological process: mitochondria-nucleus signaling pathway; negative regulation of transcription by RNA polymerase II; regulation of nitrogen utilization. The coding region runs from base 1 to 1746 and encodes 581 amino acids. The record is from RefSeq and is a predicted model, not a curated record.
AUGCCUUCACGUUUAGCAACCCCUGUUCUAACGGUGGACACUGCGAAGAUUCACAAGGUGGAUACCGCAAACACACAGAGCCUUCAUGGAAUGUGGAUGGUAUUUUCUAAAUGCGCAGACUUCAUGGAAGAAGGGCGCCGACUAGAAAACUUGAGCUGGAGACUUUGGACGCGUGAGACAUUUUGCGUGGAACCUGAAAACUCGAGCGAUACUUCUGUCUUGCCUUUGCUUCGAUCGGAAGCCGCAGACCUGCCGGAGCUUUCUGCCAGCGUUGAAUCAGCAGCUUCAGACCAGGCAGAGCGGAUAGAGAAGCACAUUAAGCGUCCUAGAGAUUUGGAUUAUAAGCCUGCUGUUGUUCGCGACGACUCAUAUAGUCUUGGCCGAGCAAAGGAGAAGCAUCUGACAUCUUUGGAUCUGGAGCGUAUGGUGCUUAACAUUAAGGAGAAGAAAAGUCUGGAACCGAUCUCACCGGCCGCAACGCUAGCCCAGCCGAUUGUUGACAUCACACCCCGACCGUCCACGCCUACGCCUACCCCUCCGUCCAACACCACUCUCAAGCGACCGUCGUUUGCUUUGAAUGAUCGCCAAAAACACUCAACCGAAUCUUGCUCAACGACCGCCCCGGACGGCAAUGACAGCGAUACCGCCAACAUGAACAUAGAUGGUUCUGACACCAGCGUCUCCUCGUCAGGUAUUCUGCCGUCCAAACCACAGUUGAUUAAGUCUCCCAGCAUCGUCCGCGGCUUCACCCCCUCCCAGAUCUCUUCUUCAUACCGGUCGCAGCCGAGACUCUCGAACGACUCAGGUACCACCAAAACCCAAGUUCCCGCCAAAUUGUCUCCUUUGAAGAAAAAAGGUGGCAUGUUCACCCUUGGUGGCUCUUCCGGUGAUGACGAUGAGAGUUCUUUUGAGGAUCGCAUGAUGCAUGCUCCUCGCCACAGCUCGCUUUCUGAUCAACUCGAGAAAAGACCGGGCAGCAAUCUCAAUCCCAAAAAGGUUACGACAUUCAAGGACCAGGCCGCAGAUCUUAAAUCGAUGAGGGAUCGUCGUAGCAACGACGAGGAUGCGAUCGAGACGGACGACGACAUCUCGGAGAGUGCCAUCGACGAUGACGAAGAUUCAGACUGGGAAGACUCGGUUACUGAGAGUGGUCGCUCGAGCGUUGAGGAGAAGGGCGGCGGCAUGUUCCAAAGGGUUGAUUCGCGACCGAACUUGGUUUCCCGUCGCUCACUUUUGACGAUGAUGAUGCACCAACCCCUGAAAAUGGGCCAUGCAUCUCGAUCUACUCCCGCCCUACAGCGCUCGCGCCUUACUUCGCCUAAUGGUCCUUCUAUCCCGGCAUCACCCCCGGAGGACGACGAGGAGAGCCUGACAAUGAAGGGGCCUGGUGUUCCGCGUUCAAAGCCGAUCAUCAUGAAGCCUACCCCGGAGUCUGUCGCGCAUUCGCCCCGAACCACCCGCCGAAACAUGUUGGCCACGGAGUUGACGGAAUCCCUUCGUCGCCAUCUCUUAUGGGAGCGACAGCAGAAGAGUGCGACCGCGAAUGCAUUUAAGCGGAGGCAUACGGCUCAUGACAUGGCCAACUUGAAAGAAUAUCCUGGACCUCAAGGCCAACAGCAGCAGCAGCCGCCGGUGGCCGCCUCCAACGGGGUAGCGCCGGGCAAGGAUAAAGAUGUCGCAAGAACCGGCUCUUGGAAUCACACUACUGAUUACGGGCCUUGGGAGUACCACGCAAAGGGAUGGUAG